Molecule: messenger RNA, 1722 nt
Organism: Symbiodinium necroappetens
Lineage: Eukaryota; Dinophyceae; Suessiales; Symbiodiniaceae
Source: the annotation of a GenBank genome assembly
AUGUCGCUGCCACCCGCGUCGCCUUCGGACUCACAGCCCGUGCGGUCGACGUCUAAGGCGUCGAAGUUAUCAAAGCAGCUGAAGACUCAGCUGGAGCCUGAGCUCCUCCGCGCAGUGCCGCUGCACCGAGCCCUGGCGGGCUGGGGCAGGCACUGGGAGACACCGGACAGUGGUAUGUUUAAUGUGGAUCCAAAGAACUACAAGCUUAGCCAGCCAAGCAAAUCCGUGGACGUGUUCCUCAGCCAUGACUGGGCCUCGAAUGGAAAGCAAAAGUUCUUGUCGCUGCUCAUCGUGUACAACUCACGUGCUGCUUUUUUGGCAUGCCUUGCGGUCAGCAUCCUUGUGGGCAUGCUGCGUGGCUACAGGGUGCUGCCAGAUGAGGGCUGGACUGUGGUGAUUGGUCAUGGCAGCUAUCUGUUGGUGUUUCUCUUCUGGCAGCGCUUGCGGACGCUUGUUUGCAGACCUUUAACUGUAUUCCUGGACAAGCUCUGUGUGGCUCAGCAUGAUGAAGAGUUGAAGCAGAAAGGCAUCGAAGGCAUCGCCGCCUUUCUUCUGAGCUCCCAGCAGCUCAUGGUUUUGUUGACACCACGGUACUUCACUCGUCUUUGGUGUUUGUUAGAAAUGGCCACAUUCAUGAAAGAUUCGGAGCGGCAGAGGAGCAUCCAUGUCAUGCCCUUGAAGACAGCAGUUCUAUUUCUUCUGGCUUCCGGAUGUUGGUUUUUUUUGGCCAUCUGCUGGAACGUGUCUUCAGCAGUUAUCAGACCCAGUCUCGUAGGAUCUGCAAAAUCUGCCGAAAUGUGGAGCCAGGUGCCGAUUUUGGCCGGGCUUAUGCUCCUCCUUUCGGGUGCUUUGCUACCCUUUGUGUUCUACUUGGGCAUGGGUCUCGUUGCGGAUUUAGAACAAAUUCCUCGUCAACUGGCAAACUUCCGAUUGGACGACGCGAAGUGCUUCUGUUGCUCGAAUAACCAUCGGCACCCGCACAACGGAUCUCGGCUGCAAUGCGAUCGGAAGCUGGUAUACAACACCUUGAAGCAGUGGUACGACGAUGUGGAAAGCAAGGCUGAUCAUUUGGAAACGUUCAGCAGGCUGGUUCGUGAGGAGUUAGCCCCGAGCAUCGCACUGCUCGUUGGUGGCGUGACAUUGCCCCUUUCCUAUACCGUUUUCACUGUCGGCGCGAGCAAUCUGCCUUACCUCGCAGAUCAUUUCGCACUGUGGAUUGCCAAUGUGCGCUCGGGCAGCUCCGGCUAUGCUCUUUUCGCCUUCACUUUGCGGCAAGUCGCUGACUGGGGGACGGUUCCGUUGGCCAGCAUGUUGGCCGUGUGGAUCUCCAAUCCUUUGUUGAAGGCAGGCCUCCGGCUGCGAAGCCGUUGGUGUGCCACCAUCGUGACGCAAUCUAUUGUCGUUUUUGUAGUGGUCAUGGUAUGGGCUCCUACGCAACUCGUCCUAGGCUUGACAGAACAGGGUGACUUGCGUCCUGUGGCACUGUUCCUCUUCUGGCUAGCAGUGCUCUUGGCGCUCCAUUCCCCAUUGGGCACAAGGGGUUUGGCCUCGGCUUUGGGCGAGAAGCCCGGGACGAUAGCAGCCAAGGGCAAGGAGGACUCUGCUAUGGAUGACAUCGUGCAGGAAAAGACAGUGGCAGCGGGCAUGGGUCGAGAAGUGGCCGUGCAAGAAAGCCUGGCAGUCGAAGCAUGCCCCUCUUCGGAAAGCGCUUUCUACAUUUGA